Molecule: messenger RNA, 792 nt
Organism: Schistocerca nitens (vagrant locust)
Lineage: Eukaryota; Metazoa; Arthropoda; Insecta; Orthoptera; Acrididae
Product: piggyBac transposable element-derived protein 1-like
Exons: 3
Coding region: 1-792 (263 amino acids)
Source: RefSeq, a predicted model, not a curated record
AUGAGAAGUCUUGCUGAAUAUUUUUCAGAAUACUUGUUAUUGCUUAUGUAUUGGGAGCCUCACACAGGAAUAACUUUGACUGCAGACACAUUUUCUGUAAAUAGAAUAUUCAAACUGAGGAAUCACCUUCAUUUAGUCAACAAUAUGGAUGAUGGCUCUCCAGAAGACAAAAUUUUGAAGAUGAGACCACUGCUAAAUAGAAUCAGGGAAACUUCUCAGUCUGAAAAAAGGAGAAAGGGCAAAAGUACGGGAAUUCGAAGUGAGCACAAGCACCGGGGCUCAGGUGGUUCCAUUGUGAUGCGACUGAGUGAACACAUUCCACAAGUCUGUAGGUAUAAAAUAUAUUUCGAUAAUUAUUUUACAUCUAUGUCACUGGUGCUUGAAUUGUUGAAAAAGAAGAGCUUUUCCAUAGAGACCAUCAGACCUAACUGGUUACAAAAGUGCCCACUAAAAUCUGAGUGUGAACUGAAGAAGGAAGGAAGAGGAUCUGUCAAUGUCUGUGUGACCACAGAAGAAGAUCUUUGUGUCGUUCGCUGGCUCGGUAAUAGUGCUGUCACACUCCCUUCCUCAUACCUGGGUGCAGAAAUUAUUGGUAAAGUAAAUAAGUGGAGUGCAGCACAGAAGCAACAUCUGGAGGUCACAAGACCAGCCAUCGUAAAGGAUUACUGUGUUUUUAUGGGUGGCAUUGACAAAAUUGAUUUUUUGAUCUCUCUGUACAGAAUAUGCAUGGAAACUAAGAAGUGGCCUAUAAAAGUUACUUUUCACAUGGUUGAUCUUUCCAUAUGCAACUAA